Molecule: messenger RNA, 4395 nt
Organism: Hypomesus transpacificus
Lineage: Eukaryota; Metazoa; Chordata; Actinopteri; Osmeriformes; Osmeridae
Product: stonin-1
Exons: 13
Coding region: 334-3954 (1206 amino acids)
Biological process (GO): clathrin-dependent endocytosis; regulation of endocytosis; synaptic vesicle endocytosis
Cellular component (GO): synaptic vesicle; transcription factor TFIIA complex; AP-2 adaptor complex
Molecular function (GO): clathrin-cargo adaptor activity
Source: RefSeq, a predicted model, not a curated record
AACACGAACUCCCUCCGCCAGCUGCUCUGUCAUGCGCUGAGAGGAGGGAGGGGAUCGUGUGGGGAUCGUGUGCAUCCUCUGUUCACUCUGCAUGUCACACUGCUAGCUGUCCCGUUACUACAUCGGGAAGGGGGAAUAACACCGAAGCUUUUACGCUCUGCCAUUUUGAGUGAAACCGGUCGACCUAAAAAAAGGGAUUUAAACUUCGACAAAAAGGAACUCACAAUGACCUGACUUGUAAAUCCAGGAAGAAGAAGGCCUUCAAGGCGGUGAGUGAUAAAGUUGUGGGAAAGGAAUCGCUGACUCGUCCCUGCUCACCAGACAGCCCUCGGCAUGUGUUCAAUGAAGAGCUCUAACUGGGUGACAUUUGAGGAUGACGGGUCACCUCCCCCGUUCCCCCAGAAGCCCUUGCAGUCGCCAGGGUCAAGAAAGGACUCGGUUCCCCGUCCGAAUGGUCUGAAGCUGGUCCUCCCGCCCGUAGGAGACUCUUCCUGGAGCUUCCCCCCUCUGGAGUCUCCUGCUGGGUUCUGCAGCCUGGAGGGGGGUGCCUGCGUGCCCUGCAACACGCCGCUCAGCACACCACUCAGCACGCCGCUCAGUGGACCCGCCUCCACCCUGAGCGGCCCCUGGGAACAGAACGACUUCUUCCGUAGCUUCUCCAGCUCCUCCACGGCCACCGGCCCCUCCCCAGGCCCUGAUGCCUCCUCCCCCCCGGCCUUGCCAGAGCCUUCAGAGGGCCUCCGUCCCUUCCCCGUCUUCCAGGGUGAGCCCGGACACUUCAACCCGUUCUGGGAGGGUGCAGGGACCUGCGUUGACUCCGGAAGCUCCUCCUCAGAUUCCGAGUCUGGCUCAAGCCUUCCGCGCUUUUUCAUCAGGACCAAGGACGGCCAGGAGCCCCAGAGAGACCUGCUGCAGAACUCCUACUCCUACAUCUGCCAUAAGCUGGAGGGCCUACGAGCAGAGGAGGAUCACGGAGUGGUGCGAGGAGAGGCCUGCAGGUCCGGGUGCAGAGAGGAAGAGGAGGGCCACAAGGGUCCGUCUCCCUUCAUCCCUCGGGGCCUGUUCCGCAGUCAGAGGCGGGACGGCUGGUCCUUGAUGCUGCGGAUACCAGAGAAGAAGAACCGCAUGUCAUCCCGACAGUGGGGCCCCAUCUACCUCAGGCUCCUCCCUGGUGGCAUCCUGCAGAUGUACUAUGAGAAAGGCCUGGAGAAGCCCUUCAAGGAGUUCCAGCUGCUCCCCCACUGCCAGCUGUCCAAGCUGAAGCUGGAAAGUUAUGGGGAGCCCCGCAAGAUCCUCACAGUGAAGGUGGAGCAUGUGUCCUACUCCGAGAAGAAGCGCUACCACCCCAAGCUGGAGCUGAGCCAUGAAACCGAAGCCGAGCAGCUGUUGAAGUUCGGCACCACGGACCACGCUGACAUGGAGGACCUCCUGGCUGCCAUGGAGGAGGAGCUGCUCCGGCUGCCGCCGCCGCUGCAGCGACGCCACCACGAGGAGCAGGAGCUUUCCCUGCACAUCACCGACCACGUCUGGCUGCAGCUGGACAAGGACGGGGUGCUGGUGGACCGAGCCACCUACACCCACGUCCACUGCCUGGCCUUCCUGAACGGAGCAGGCGACUGCUUCCUGGCACUGAACGACCAUGGCCUGUUGCGCUGCGACGCCAGCUAUGGCCCUGAGGAGGCCGAGGAUGCCUGGAUGGAGAUCUCCGAGUGGCACCUACACCGGUGUGUCAGCGAGCAGGAGUUCCAGAGGACACGGCUGUUGAAGUUCUGUCCUCCGGACGGCUGCAGGGUGGAGCUGCUGCGGUACCGGACCCUGUCCCCGGCCGGAGCCGACAUGCCCUUCUCCAUCAAGGCGUCGGUCACCGUGCAGGGAGCCUAUGUGGAGCUGCAGGCCUUCCUCAACAUGACAUCCUCCUGGCCGGCCGACGGGCCUCCGCUCUGCGAGGACGUCCAGGUGCGCGUGCCAGUGCCACCAGAGUGGGUCAAGGUGGCACGAACGGUGGCACUGCUGAGACAGAAGUCCCUUAAGGCCCGUAUGAACCGGAACGCCUGUCUGGGCUCAGUGAGCGCUGCAGACUCUCAACCAGUCAUUCAGGUGACGGUUGGCACGGUUAAGUACGAGAACGUCUACUCGGCCAUCGUUUGGAGGAUCGACAGGCUGCCUGUUAAGAACAUGGCGGUGGAGCACCCACACUCCCUCUCCUGCCGGCUGGAGCUGGGCUCGGACCAGGACGUGCCCAGAGACUGGUACCCCUACGCCUCCAUAGAGUACCAGGCAACCGGGGCCCUGGCAUCCCAGACCAGGGUGCGCUCGCUGGGCACCGAGAGUGACAUCCAGCCCCACAAACACGUGAUCAGUAGGACUCACUGUCACUGUCAGCCUAAACUCUACCUGUCCGUCAUUGACGACGUGAUUGAGAGUAUGCAGGAGAUAAUGGGAGACGAGGGGCUGGAGGACCGCGUCCUGGCCGAUUUAAGACAGUUAUGGGAGUCUAAAGUCAUGCAGUCUAAUGCGGUGGAGGGAUUUAAGGACACCCUCACCUCGUCUAACUUCCUGCUGCAGCUUCCAGCCAGCUUAGUACAACCUUCUAAUCCUCCCCCAUCCUCUAUCGUCAUCCCUGCAGGUCAGUGUGUCGGGAGUUUCACCACCAAGGACCUAUCCAACUCGGGCACCAUGGCAACCUUCUCCCUCCCUCCAGGGGUGAGCUACCCCAUCCAGAUACCUGCAGGGGUCACCCUCCAGACCGCCUCAGGUCAGCUGUACAAGGUGAACGUCCCGGUGAUGGUGACCCAGGCCCCCGGGGGGCCCCCUACCCGGCCCCCCCAGAGCGUUGUGGUGAGGAAGGAAGUGCCUCGGCCCCCCUCCCAGGCACCCCUCCCCCCUGCCCUCCGUCCCUCACUGCCCAUCAGAGCGGUGCCUCGGGGCCCUGAGGUGGAGCUCUGGAGGGCUGCAGGACACAACACCCAGCCUACACACAGGGGGGCCCUCUCCCAGCCUCAGACCCAGACUCAGGGGGCCCUCUCCCAGCCUUCACAUAGCCAACUGCCCCAGGGGGCCCUCUCCCAGCCCCAGGCCCCCCACCUGCUCUGGCCCCAGGCCUCCCACCUGCCCCAGGCCCAGCCCCUGGCCCCCCUCUCCCCUCCCAAGUACCAUGCCCAGGCUCCACAUGAGGAUUCCUCAGACAGCCCUUUCGAUGGAGAAUUCACCCUGGAGGGGAUAGAGUUCAGCCCCCAGCCUGUAGAUAUGUCUAUGUCCUCCUGCCUCUCAGGCCAGCUGGCUGAUUACCAGGGGUCAGAGUUCAGCAGCAUCAUGGAGGAGGUGGAGCAGAUGGUGAAGGAGGAGGAUGGUGCUGCCAGGGCAGGAGGGCUGAGUGAUGUGGAGGAGCUCCCUCACCACCCUGCCAAGGUGAGAGCACCUGGACAUCACCUCACCAGUCUGUCUCAACAUGCAGGCCGGCAUCUCAGUUCAGCAGUCCAUCCACAUCUUUCUCGCUCACUUUCUCCCCUCCCUCUCUGGCUCCCUAUUGUGGAUGUGUUGAGAGACUACAACUACAGCGACCUGUCAGACUUGAAGCUUGAGGAGGAUAGAGGGGUGAAGAUGGAAGAAGAGGAGGAAGGUAGAGAGGUGAUGGGAGAGAAUGAGUACCUGGGAAUAAUCAAUGCGGAAGCCCUGAAAGCUCUACAUGAGGCGGAGGGGAGCAGUGAUGACGACACCUCCCACUGUGACAGCGAUGGACUGGAGCUGGAGGAGGAGGACCCUCUGAACUCUGGAGAUGAUGUCAGUGAGCAGGACAUCCCCGACCUGUUUGACACCGACAACGUCAUUGUGUGCCAGUAUGACAAGAUCCACCGCAGUAAGAAUCGCUGGAAGUUCUACUUGAAGGAUGGGGUGAUGUGUUACAGAGGGAGGGACUACGUGUUCUCCAAGGCUGUGGGGGAGGCAGAAUGGUGAGGGGAAAGGGGUGUGCUGGGAGAGAGGCCUCAAGUCUGUAUUAAGUAAUGAAUGUUGCUAUGGUUACCAUGUUCAUCAAAUGUGGUAACCAAUGAGAAUGUGAAUGAUUGGAUAUAGAGUUCCAGUUAUGAUCCAGUUAGCCAGCACUGUGAAGUAGCUUUUGUUAAUGCUAUUUAUGUUUUCAGUUGUACAUUUAUUAAUCAUAUUUUCAUUUGUUAUGGAAAUCCUGUAAUAGUGCCUCUAUUAGAGUAACAUAAGAUUUAGUUUUGCGAUGUUGCAAACAUUUUGUUUUAAAGUGCUUUUUGUUUGUGGCCUGGUGAUGCAGGAUCCUCCAUGUGACUGCUCUGCCCACAUUAAAUAUCAAGUAUCUCAUCUUUUGUUGUGUUUUCUGUCGUAGCAGAUCCACUAUGAGCAGCAGGUCUACUUCACUCAGUGAUCUCA